AUGGCCAAAGCUCAAAAUGCCAGCGAGUCCUUUGCCAGGCAGCUGGAUUCAGGUCAUAAAGUAAAUUGCCCUUGGAAAGGAAACAGUUGUCCAGAAAGCUUAGUGCAGUUCCCUCCAACUCCUCCAUCCGCCUUAAUUGGCGGCUACAAGGAUAGAUGUGAUGGACUAGUACAAUUUCACUGUCUUCCUGUGGUAGCCAUCUCUGCAAUUGAGUUGAUAUCUGUUUCUCGUGGCCCCCAGAUUGAACGCCUUCUAUUGCAGUCUCGGAAUUUUAUUUCAGGAGAAGUAGACCUCAAACCAGAGAAUAUAUCUGAGCUUGAAAACUCUCAAGAUGAGGCAUACUGUUUAUAUACUCGUGCUCAGAAACUUAUAAGCCUCUGUGGGUGGGAACCGAGGUGGCUAUUAAAUGUUCAAGAUUGUGAAGAGCACUCUUCUCAAUCUGAAAGAAAUGGAUAUUCUUUCGGCCCAAGCAAAACUCAACGUUAUCUUACUCAAGAUCCUGGGUCAAAGGCAGUUUCUGCUUCUACUAAAUUGAAUGCCAGAAAGGGGAAGGCAUCUCUUAAAGAGACUAGACUUGACUCAAGGUCACCUUUGCUUGAUUGUAGCUUAUGUGGUGCUACAGUCAGAAUUUCAGAUUUUUUAUCAGUUCCUCGUCCUACUCGUUUUGUACCUAACAGUAUAGAUAUUCUUGAUACUAGUAAAAAAAUAGGAUUGACCCGUGGAGCAAGUGCAGCAAGUGGAAUCAGUGGUUGGAUUGCAGCUGAUGAUAUAGAGAAAGAUCAAACUGAAGACCGUGAUGAAGUUGCAACAACGAAUGUGGGUAAAUUGUUAGCAAACGAAGAUUUGGAUUUAAAUCUUACCAUGGCAGGGGGUUUUCCUUUUACUCCUUUGGGUAGGACAGAAACAUCUGAAUAUACUCAUGAUGAAGAUAUGGGAAGGGACUUAAUGAUCGGCCAGCCUUCUGGAAGUGAGAUUGGUGAUCGUGCAGCUUCAUAUGAAUCACGAGGGCCUAGCUCCCGAAAGAGAAAUCUUGAAAAAGGUGGAAGCUCAGAUGAUCGUCACAUUCUUAGGUUGCAGCAGCAGGCUGAUAGUGUAGAAGGAACUGUUAUUGAUCGUGAUGGUGAUGAAGUUACGGAUGGUGGACAAUAUUCAGCUGGCCCAUCAAAACGUUAUCGAGAAUCUGAUAUUUUUGAUACUUUUUGUUCACCUCAUCAAAGAGACUCAUCCGGUGCUGGUCCGAGUCAUUCAAGGGGUUUUGAGGCUCACGCAACUGGAAAUCGAUUUUCUUCAAAUCCUCAAGGUAGUGACCAUCCAAUAGGUAUCCAAUCUACUAGGGACUCAACCCGUGCAUCAUCUGUCAUUGCAAUGGAUACAAUAUGUCAUAGUGUGAAUGAUGAUUCUAUGGAAAGUGUUGAAAACUACCCUGGGGAUCUUGAUGAUGUUCAUUUCCCCUCCUCUAGCACAUAUGGCAAUGUGGACAUGAAUGAAACAUCUGAACUGAAUAACAGCAAUCUAGCUCAGCAAAGCACUUGCUUACAAACUGCUACUGAAGUUGUCCCUGGUGAAAUGGGUGUCAGUAGUACAAACUAUGGGGAAGAACUUUUCAAUGCAGAAACUGUGACUGCUCAGGCUCGAGAAGGAAUUAGUUUGGGCAUCAGUGGAGGGAGUGUUGGAAUGUGUGCUAGUCAUGAAGCUGAAAUCCACGGGGCUGAUAUAUCUGUGCACAGAGCUGAUAGUGUUGUUGGUGAAAUGGAACAGAAAGUAGAAGAUGCUGAAAAUCAGGGGCAGACAGGUGAAUCUGUUCCAGAUCCAGGUCUAAUGGAUGAGAUUAUCCCUGAUGAUAUGAACAGGGAAGAUCCUAUUGGUGAUAGCCAGGAGAUGAUGUCUCACUCUGCAGGAAGAACAGACAGUGGGUCAAAAAUUGGCUGUUCUACAAAGGCAGAAUCUGUUGAAAGUGGGGAAAAGAUUAGUCAAAAUUGCAAUCGUCUGCCUGCUAAUAUUAGUCAACCAUCUCGUUCUAGUAAUGAUAAUAUUUAUUUGGGUUGUGAAAAUACUAAAGAAGAGAUCAAGAAGGAUGGUAAAUCAUCAUUUGCCAUUGCAAACGGGAUAGGUCCUCCAAAAGGAGAGAGUAAUUAUGAAGCUGCUGAAUUUGAUCCUAUUGCCUAUCACAAUCAAUGUUGCCCUUGGGUAAAUGGCAAUGUUGCUGCUGCUGGCUGUGCUAGUUCUGUUCCAAGCACAAGUAGUGAUGCGUUUGCUCUUUCCGGUUGGCAGCUGACUUUGGAUGCUUUGGAUGCUUUGCAAUCACUGGGGCACAAUGCAAUUCCAACUGUACCGUCUGAGUCUGCUGCAUCCUUGUACAAGGUCAUGUACAACAUUGAUAUAUUCGAAGAGGUGCCAGAGAACUAUCUCAAUGCAUGA
Sphenostylis stenocarpa is the source of this 2418-nucleotide messenger RNA. NCBI's taxonomy places the organism in Eukaryota, Viridiplantae, Streptophyta, Magnoliopsida, Fabales, Fabaceae. The record is from the annotation of a GenBank genome assembly.